Arabis nemorensis is the source of this 1077-nucleotide messenger RNA. The record is from the annotation of a GenBank genome assembly. NCBI's taxonomy places the organism in Eukaryota, Viridiplantae, Streptophyta, Magnoliopsida, Brassicales, Brassicaceae.
AUGCCGUCGAUUCAUCAUCCACCGGUUAAAAAAGGCGAUACGCACCACCUCGUCUCUCUUACAUCCAGCACUUACGGUUCUCUUCUCUCCGUCCAUAUCGACGGAGCUUACUCCGACAAACAAACAUUGCCUCAUAUGAAGUCACCUGAACCAGAGGAGCCACGUGACGACUCGUUGUCUCCUGACUCAGUGAUCAACACAUGGGAGCUCAUGAACGGUCUCGACGACGAACUCGAUUCGACGAAUUCCGGUACCGGUAAGUGUAAUUCCGUCGUCAAUUUGGAAUCUUUCGCUAAACCCACCGUACAUCGAGACGUGUGUGUUAAUGGGUCUGCGUCGAAGUUGGACGAAUCUUACGAAAUCGUGAGGAUCGAAGAAGAAGAUUGGAUUCCAUUGUCUCGUAAACACAAGCAACCUCUUUGGAAACAUAUGUCUGAAGAAUCGUUUCUCUCUGAUUUAGAUCCUAACAUCAUCUCAUCUUACAAGAAAGCAUUGUCUUCUAAACAACUAAGCAAAAACAGUAGCAGCAAGUCAAAUCAGUCGACUUUGAUCAGUUUACCAUCGAGUCAGACUUUGGAAGAACAAGAGGAGAAACCAAGAUUGGUUGAAACAGAAGACGAAAACAAGAACAAGAUUGUAUUUUACUUCACUAGCUUGAGAGGGAUUCGAAAGACUUAUGAGGAUUGUUGUUGCGUAAGAACGAUAUUGAGAGGGUUUCAGGUUGCGGUAGAGGAACGGGAUAUCUCGAUGGACUCUAAAUACCGAAAAGAGCUUCAGAAUGCAAUCGGCGAAGAGAAACCGGUUUGUUUGCCUCAGGUGUUUAUAAAAGGUAUCCACAUUGGUGGAAUUGAAGAGAUCAAGAUACUUAACGAUGGAGGCGAAUUGGGAGAGAUGUUAAAAGGGUUUCCUGUUUGCGAAUCCUCGGGAGCUUGCGAAUGCUGCGGGGAUGCGAGGUUUGUACCGUGUACUAAUUGUGGCGGUAGUACUAAAGUGUUUGAAGAACAAGAAGAUGUGUUUAAAAGAUGCAAUGGAUGCAAUGAGAAUGGAUUGGUACGUUGUAACAAGUGUUGUCUCUAG